AUGGCGGAUGAAGCAGUGCUAACUCUCGGUCCAAAAAAUCCGAUGUUGUUGGUGAAACAAAACAAACAUGCAUCGGGAUAUGUUUGGAACCAAACAAGUAAGAAAGUUUUGAAGCUGAGAUUACCCCACAUUCCUUUGAAUGGUGUCCCUCCACAAAUCGAACAAUAUGUUCGAUUGCCUGGAUUUUACGAGGUCGCUCUAUGUGGUUCUCUCAAACAAGACAAAGUGUUGAUAUCAGCACUGGGUGACUGGUCUGAUCUCGUUACUCGUGCGCUAGGAGUCACUCCACCGCGACGUGCUAUUAGAGGAAGUUGUUUAAACUUGAGAUGGUUAAACCAGUGUUUCGAUUUUCAAAACCUAGGUGCACUUGAGCCGGCAGAAGCUGAAUUUGCUGCAAGAGCAUUCAUUUUGCGCUUGAUUGGCACUUUCUUAUUACCCGACCACUCGGGAUCACAUGUGCCUCUAAGAUAUCUACUACUCAUAGAGAAUUUAGCUAUGGCCUCCACGUACAGUUGGGGUUCGGCUGUGCUUGCAACUCUCUAUCAUGAGUUAUGCCAUGCAACCAGUUAUGAACGACAAGAAAUCGGUGGUUGUACUUAUUUGCUCCAAAUCUGGGCUUGGGAAAGGAUUCCAAUGACUGCCCCUGAAACCAUACCGAUAUUGCCACUCGGCUGCCCCCUCGCAGGAAGGUGGGGAAGAAACCCAAAUCGUGUUGACGUUGGUCGUCAAACGAAUCAAAUUGAUUUGUGGCGGAUCAAGCUCGACGAACUGCGAGCUGAAGACUUUGUUUGGAGGCCAUACCUAGAUCAUGUUAUAAAUUCUCUACCGGAACGGUGUCGGCAAAGUAUGCACUUGUGGAGAUCAGUUGUGCCAAUGAUAUGCUACGCCUUUGUUGAGUGGCACCAACCGGAUAGAGCCUUGCAACAGUUUGGCAUGUUUCAGGGGGUACCUGACCCACCAUAUCAAAUUGAUAAACUGCCUGACAUAACUUUGUCAGGGAAGGAAGAGGAAGAUUGGGUUACAGCCAUGAUGCCCUUUAUACAGAUGUGGGGGCAAAGACACCAAAGGACGGUUCAGCAACCCGUGGGUGAACACAUUCAACAUGUGUGGUAUGGACUUUCUGACGUUGGUCGCGGUACGUAUACACCUGAGGAAAUGUAA
Lotus japonicus is the source of this 1161-nucleotide messenger RNA. RefSeq names its product serine/threonine-protein phosphatase 7 long form homolog. The transcript is spliced from 5 exons. Gene Ontology annotation, biological process: meristem development; meristem maintenance. The record is from RefSeq and is a predicted model, not a curated record. NCBI's taxonomy places the organism in Eukaryota, Viridiplantae, Streptophyta, Magnoliopsida, Fabales, Fabaceae. Bases 1 to 1161 code for a protein of 386 amino acids.